This is a messenger RNA of Cinara cedri, 16865 nucleotides long. The record is from the annotation of a GenBank genome assembly. NCBI's taxonomy places the organism in Eukaryota, Metazoa, Arthropoda, Insecta, Hemiptera, Aphididae.
AUGAAAGCUCUUUUUCUGAAAGGAAAUUGGGCUGGAAGAAAAGGUACUUUAAAGAGGUCGAUAUUUAACUUCUCUAUUAGUAUUCUAAAUAAAUAGGAAAAACAAAAAAAUUAAUACAAUAUUAAACAUGUAUAAUCAAAGAAAAUAUAAAAACAUAUUAUGUAAUUAUUUUACUAUAAUAUGAAAUAUUAUACAUUAUUGACAUAGCAACACUGUCAGCCGAACUCCACUUAACAUUGGUUUUUCGUUAGAAAUGGUUUACCGUUGCAUACAUUAAUUACCUAUAACAGUGACUACACCCGUCCCCAUUAUUCUAGAAUAGAUUUUUACCAUUUAGUUUAGAGAUUUAAUUUGUUUUUUUUACAGCAAUUUAAUUUUUUUUUUUGGCAACGAAAUUUGUAUCCAUACAAAAUAUAGAUUAAUUUUUUUAACUUGAAAUUAUCGAUUUCAUUUUAGAUUUUAUUUAUCAUUUACGAUUUAAAAGCACGCCAACACGAUCAACUACUAUAAGAAUUAUACAAGUUGUAACUUGUAAGUUGUGCCUUCUCAAAAGAACCUAUUUUAGAGCCAGCAACUUUAUCUAACGGCUAGGCCAAUCAAGAUCAACUAGGUGACAACAUAUUUUCACUGGACAACAUUUGUGUCACUUAGUCUACUAGUUUAAAAAAUGCUCUGUGUCCACGGACACAGAACGGACACAAUUCGUAUACCUAGUAGUUUGUCGGAUUUUUUAUUUUUGGGACAUAAUUUGUGUGCAGCUCUAGGUAUUGUUGGUAUAAUAUUAGGUUAAGAUUUUUAUUUUAUUUUAUUUUAGUUAUAAAAUGGAGUAUAAAAAAUAAAAAAACAAGAACAAAAUUUUAUAAUUUGUUCUAAAAGAAUAAAUUUGUUUUAAUAAUUUGUUAAGCAGGUGCUGUAGAUAAUUUAAAUAUUUAAGACUAUAGGUGUAGUUAGUGAAUAAAGACAUAUUAUGUGUGUUACAUUUUUUAACCUAUAAAUAAAAUACCAUGUAUUAUGUAUAUUUAUCAAACUUAGGCAGGUAAUAAAUAAUAAUAUGUUAAUACAUUUUUUUUUUUUUAUAUUUAAUACAUUUAUUUGGUUUUAUAAUUUAUUUUAUACAGAAUACAGUGGUAAGAAACUUAUUUUAACAGUUUUUCUGAAAUACUGAUAAUUAUGAUUUAAUAUAACUACUCGUACCUUUAUAAAUAUAUUUAAUUUUCUAAAAAUAGUUCCACUAUAUACCUAUUUUAACAUAAUAUUUUAUCACUGAGAUCACUUAUAUAACAGAACUUUCCUGGCUCACAAUGAUUGUUUUCAAAUCAAAUUUUAAAACACAAUUAACAUUUACAUAUAAUUUAUGGUUAUUAUUAUAUUAGUUUACAGAAUCUUUAAUUUCCAAUUUAUAUUGUAUGAUUUUAGGUCAUAAAUAGAUUACUAAAGAAUCACAAUUAAAAAAAUACCAAUUUGUAUUUAUUAAUAAUUAAAAAAUAACCACCAGCUAAGAUAUUUAACAAUUAAGUUUGAAAUAUCAAAUACCUAAAAGUUUAUUAAUCUCAGUGUUCUACUUUAAAAAUAUCUGAAAACAAAAUACAUAUGUUUUUGAAAUAUUAUAACUGAUAGUAUAAUAAGUUUCCAAUUAAUCUUAAUUUUUUGAUAAUAGGUAAAUUGUAAAAAUAUUUUAAUAUAUUUGUUGAAGUUUUGACCUAAAAUUUUUCGAUUUCACCACUGAGUGUUGAGUUUUCUUCUCGGGAAUUUUGUGACCAAGUAAUAGAACUAGAUAAAUUAUCAUAAAUUUGACUAUCUUCUAUAUCAUCAUUUUUAUGAUUAUGUUACUCUUAACAGGCAUUUUUUGUUUUAAAUAUUCAGAGGCCAAUUGUUUUAAAUUCUGAAUGGAAUGAAGAACCUUAUAGUUUUACAAAGAUGUUUAUUUUUUUUUUUUAUUUGUGCAUAAUUUUUCUAUCCGAAAACUUUGUCGGAUAUUUAAGUGUAUCACCUUUUCAGAGAGGAAAUCGGUGUGAGGAGGUACUUUAGAGAGGGUAUUUUUUAUUUACUCAAGAGUUUUCCCAUAAAAUAUGAAAAAUCUGGAGAAAACAUAGGAAAACCGGGAAAAUCGUAGGAAAACUAGGAAAAUUGGUACGACAUAAACAAAUUUUCUUAAAGAAAAUAUAUAAAGCCUAUUUAAUUAUUUUACUAAAAAAUGACUUAUGUAUUGCUGACAAAACAACACUAUCAACUGAACUCCGCUCAGAAUGAUUUUUUCGUAAGCAAUGGUUUAUCUUUGCUUACAAAUAUACAUCAAAUUCCUGUCUAUAUUCUACCUUCCCAACUUAUACUUAUAUUAGUGGCUGCACCCAUCUCCAUUACCUUACCUUUCUUUUUUUGUAUUUUUUUUUUUAAAUCGUGCCGUUUUAAAUAGUGGGUUGUAGACAGUAGCAGUCAUUAAACAUUUGUUUAUCAAAUAAUCGAAAAACCUUGUUUCUAUGCCUAAAAAAAUAAGUACGAAAAUAUAGUAGCAGUACCUAGCUAAAUAAGAUUAAUGUAUUUAAUGGUUAUUGUAAUGUCUUUGGAAUCAUGUUAAAGUUACGUCAUCGAUAUGUGUGAUAACAAUUAUACAUAUUUGAGACACAUUAGUACUAUAAUGGUUGCCUAUGUAAAAUAUCGUAUAAUAAAAGUAAAAGUUCUCUUGUCUGAAUAAAGUGUUUUCUUACAAUGUUUUGUACUUAGUUGCAUCUAAAAAGUGUUAUCCGUAAAAAUAUUACAAUUAUAAAAUAACAAUAAUUAUCACAUAUCAUUGAGUAUGGCAGUCACUAGAGGUUGCAUAUAUUUAGGAACUAUUUGAUCACUUGCCAUUGCUUCAUAUUUUUAAAUUAAUCCUUCAAUUGUAAACAAGAUAUGUCCAAAAUACACGUUAGUCUCACUUUGGAAUAAGUUCAAGCUUACUGAAAUCAACACCAUAAUUUUUUGAUGUUGACACAAAAAAUCAAUAUCACUUCUAAUCAAUUUGAAAAUAUUAUUUAUAACGAAACAUAGAUAAUUAAAUAUUAAUAAAUUAUUAAUUUUUAGGACUUACGAUUUACUUUACAAUAGCAAAUUCAUCCAUUAUAAUUCUAAAUUUAGGUUUAAUAAAUCAGCUGACAUAGUUGAGUAUUUAUGGAAUAAAUAUGGUAAACUUGACAAAAGUAUUUCUUGAUUGUUUUUUAUAAGCAGGAUUAGACAAAGAAAAAUUAUUUAUUUUGUAUUUAAUUUGUACAAAUAUGUAAUAUUUAAUAAACAAUUAAACAAAUAUAAUUUAUUGAUAUUUAAGAUUGAAAUUUAGGUAUGAUAAUAGAUAAAUAUUUAAUGUCGAACAUAUUCAUACUAGGAGCGUCAUUUCAGUUUUUCAUAGGGUUGAGCAACAUUUUUAAUUGCCCAAUGUUAAUUUACAAAUAUAAAUAUAUUUUCCAAAACACUUAGAUAGAUGAAAAAAAUAACACAAAUAUUAUAAACCUUCACUAUUUUCCUUGGUAGUCAGUUCAGACAAUUCAUUAUUAGUAAAAGUAAGUGUUUGCAUAAAAAAACAGAUAAUUUAGAUAAAUUUAGAACCGAAGAAAUAAAAAAAAAUUCAUCAAUAAAAUAGUAUUCAAUAGUAAACAAAGGGUUUAACAUUCCGUUCAAAUGCUACUAAUAUAAAAGCAAUUGAAAAAGUCAAUAUUUAAAAAAGUAUUUGAAUAUUUUUACCCAAAUAUUUUUAAAUCUGAGUAUAGCUUUGUAGAUAUGCUUUAGUACUGCACGAUUAAAUUGGAAGUUUUAAUUUUUUUUUUUUAGGGUUGCCAAAUUCCAAUGAUACUUUCGAAAGUUAUUCAAUUAGAAGAAAAAUAUAUUUAAGUAAGUUUCGUGGUUUUCUUUAAGUUAAUUAAAUAGGUAUUUAUUAAUCUCAACAAAUUAAUUUGAAUACAUUGUAGUCAAAUUUAGAAUGAUUUGAUAAACCUACUUAUUAAAUAGAUACAACAUAUUAUUACUUUUAGUAACAUUAAAUUAUUUGUUUUAUUAUAAUUUAUAAUAUAAUAUAACCUAUAAUAACUAUAAAUAAUCCGGUCAUGGACGUAACUUGGGCAAUCCGUAUGGGGGGAAGCAGAGUUUAUUUCAUCAUUGUUAACUCAAAAGCUUUAGAAUAUAUUUAGAAAACAUAUGAUUAAUAAUUAUAUUAAUAAUGUUAUUACAAAUUACAUAACGAGUCAAUUAUUAAAUUAAAUGUAAAUAUUUAUGUUAAUUGUAUUUUUCUUCCUCUUUCUUUUAAGCCUAUAUUAAAUUGGUUUACAAUUAUUUCAAAAUUAAUUUUAUAACUUGUUUUAAUGUGUAUAAAAUAGCCAUAUUGCUAAGUAUUUGACCAAUACUGUUUCUCGUAAAUGUUUUGAGGCGAUGAAGAGAUAAAAAUAAACAUUCACUCGAAGCAGAACUCAUUGGUAUUGAUAGAAAAAUGUGAUAAAUAGUAUACGAGGUGUGGUUAUUAAAUAACGAGACUGGUUACGAAAAAGUGUUUUAUUAUACAAAUUAUUCUACAUUCAAAUGCUCCCCUUCAAUAUACUCCCCUCCCCUCGCCACACACCGUUUCAUUCGUUUCUUACAUUGCUCGAGGCAGUGCUGGAAGUCUGUUUUCGUAAGACCAUUCAGGAGUUCCGCCGAUUUUUGUUUCACCUCUUCCAUCUACUCAAACCGGAUUACUUUUAAGGCAGACUUUAUCUUCGGAAACAAGUAAAAGUCAUAGGGUGCCAAGUCGGGUGAGUAAGACGCGUGUUCGAGUACUGGAGUGCCUUAAGCGGCCAAAUAACGCUUCACAGACAGCGCGUUAUGGGCAGGUGCAAGAUCCACUACUUGUUUUUCCACAAUAUCGACCGUUUCUUACGAACUCAUUCGCGCAAUGUUGCCAAAACUGUCAAAUAGUAAUGUUGGUUCACAGUUUGACCCUCUGGAACCCAUUCAGUCAUCACGAUGCCGUUGAUAUCGAAGAAAACAAUCAGCAUGGUUUUGAAUUUGGAUUACGACUGAAUUGGAUUCCGGUGCACUCUCGACCUUCAGAAAAUAAUUUAUGCCACUCAAAAACACGCGCCCGAGAUAGGAAAUCCUCACUAUAGACCUCUUUUAACAACUUAUAGCACUCAGUUGGAGUUUUUUUCAAUUUAACGAGAAAAUUUUACGUUUAUCCGUUGCUCAUGUUUUUCGUCACACAUGGUUUUCGGCACGAGAAAAAAACACGUUCGUUUCAAACCACUACUGCACAAAUACUAUAAUAGUGACGAAAACGUGUUUUGGUACGUGCAUAGAUAAGAUAUCUAGAUACCCAACGCAUUACUCGGUUUUUUCACUACCCAUUUAGGGCGCCCUCUAGGCGAGAAGUCUCGUUAUUUAAUAGCCACCUCUCGUACAUAUUGUCAAACGACCCUAGUAAAUCUAUUUCCAUAUGAAAAUUGAAAUGGGCUCCAAAAUUUUCAAGAAUUUGUUAAACACAUUUUUCCAGAUAGUUUUAAUUCUGCCUAUAAAUCAUUCUAUUCAAUAUUAAAGAUGUUGUAAACGUACAAAAUAUCUUCGUCCCUGUUAUUUCUUAUACUUAAAAAAUUUCAAAGAGCAUUAAGUAUUUUCAAGUGGUUUUCUUCAAAUUUUAUUUGUAGGUAUGUCAUUUAUAAUUAAACCCAAUAUAGUAAAAAUAAAUAACAGUUUUGUAAUAUGUUGUAACUUUUCUCGCAAUUAAAAUUUCACCUCCACCUAAUCUUGUAGAUAUAUUUCUGAUUUUCGGGAUAACAGGAAGCUAGCUGUUCUGUUUCAACCCAAAACAAUCAUCACUUCAAAGAAAUUGUUAUUUCAUUAUAGAAGCAUUUGUUAAUAUUGAAAUAGUUAAGCAGUUAACAUUUUUUUUUUUUUUUGAAAAUGUUAUAAUAAGCUGUCGGUUAAUUCAUAAACUAACUUUAUUAAUUUAAACAAAAAGAAAACUAAAAGUUUUAAAUAUUCACUAAUAUUGAAUUGGCAUCAGGUCCAUGAGUAGAGUCUGUUUCAUUUAUUUUUUCUAAGGUUCAAACAAUAGAAUUACAAUUGUUUAUCACAGACCAAAUAACUUCUAUUCGACAAUUCCGCCUAGUAUCACUAAGUGAUUUUAAAGUACUGGUGGAUAAUUUUAAUUCCUUUUGUAUAUUUUUAAAUACCGAAUAUCUUUUUGAAGAAGAUCCUAUGAAUGUAUAAAUCUUAUUUAUAGUACCAAAUAUAUUGCGAGUUAGUACUACUUUCCCCCUGAUAUCAACUAAUUUAGCACAUCAGUAUAUCAAUGUACUUAUAGAGCUAGUUUAUUUUCAUCUUUAAUCCUUGUAGCAACUCCUUAAUAUAAACUACUUAUCGAGGCGUCGCCGUUGUAGCAUUGACCUAUAAUAUUUUCAAUUUCUAGGUCUAAUGUUAACAAAGUAUGUUUAAGUAAAUUUGAAGGAGAUUCUUCAUCCAUUUUAAUUGUUCUAAAAAUAGAGAGAGACACGUGAUUUACGUCCGUAUUAUCAACAAUAUUGACACUCGGUCAGGUAGGAGUUAUGAAAAAGUGUCUACCUGGUUGGUUAAUAAAUGAUAAUACUAUAAUCUAAUUAUCAUUUUCGAUUUUGUCGGAUCACGACGCACUUUCUUGUUGGGAAACCGUAGACACCUCAAGAGGAGGCAUUACCCCGUUUAAUUUUGGUAGAGGGGCAGUUGCCCCUCUUUGCCCCUCUAGUUUACGCCUAUGAAUCUGGUACCUAAUGAGUGAAAUAAAAUUAAAAAUUUGUUUAUGUAUUAACAGACGCUCUCGGUAAGUAAAUUCUUAGUGACAUAUGUAUACCUACCUAGUUUAGCUUUAAAUAAUAUAGGUAGAUAUACGUAUAUAUCUAUCAAUAGUGAUGCAGAUACAAUUUUUUUCUGGGUUAUAGUAUAUUUAUAAUUAUAAGUUAAUGAUUGUAUAGUACUAUUAUACUAAAAAAUUGCGAAAAUAUACCGUGAAAGAGGCUAAUAUUAUGUAGUGUAAAAAAAACAUUAAAUUACACUAAACAGUAGUAUAAACAAAAAUAAAUAAUAAAACUCUACCACAAAAUAAUUGAACCAUUAUUUUAUUAGAAAAAAUGAAAAUAAUUAUGUUUUCAGACUAUCAAGCUAACUUUUUAUUUUAUCACUUUUAAAAUUUUUCAAAAUAGUAAUUUUGUAAAAAAUAUUAUUUUAAAAAAUUGAAUGUAACAAUAAUAACAUACAGACAUAUCUGAUCAAUGGUUUCUUAGUAAAAGCUGUUUUAAUUUCUAGAUAAUUGUUUUCAUGCAAAUUUUCUGUAUUUGAUUUUUUUUUUUUAGUGAUUUAGGGAUGAAAAUAAAAAUUUGAUUUUCCUUUACUCGCGUGUCCCCUUACAUAAAACCCGAUUGAAUAAUAAAUAAUGACAGAGUUAUUAGCAUAAAAAGGACCAUACACCUACAAACAUUUCAUGCAAACUAACAUUGUACAAAAUCUCGCUAUACAAACAUGAUUGCCUUUACAUUAUAUAAACAUUAGCGCGAACACAAUGUUGUGCAAACUAACUAUUUAACUUAAUUAACUAAUUAACUAAUUAAUAAAAAAAUAAGAAGAGAGUAUGGUCAAAAGAGGGUUUUUUUUAAAAAAAAAUGUUAAUCUAAUGAGAGCUUUAUAAAUUCUAAAGCCCAAAUUUUUGCUAAAACUUCAUCACUAUUAAUUUUUUUUUAAGAACGUUUGCCUUGUCUAAUACUGACAUCAACAAAUUGCUCAAUUUUAACCGCUGUGGUAAAAGUAAUAAAAAAACGUUCUGGUUUUUUUUUAAAUUAUUUUUUUGAAAAUAGUAUGCCUAUUUUUUUUGUCAAAAUAUCUGACGAAAUGCUGCUGCAGUUGUAACACUACAAAGAAAAAUUCUUGUGAAAAAGUAAACAAAUAAUUCAAAAUUCUAUUUUUUUUUUUACAUUUUAUUAAUUAAUUUAAAUUUGUUUUCGAUCUUAUCUUCCAUUUAGCGAUGGAUAAUAAUAAAGUUAUACAAGGUAAAAUUGGUUCAAAUGCCAGAAGAUACGAUACGAAAAUUCAGGCAAAUUAUAUUCAAAGAACUGGGAAUAGGUUAGAAAAUAGUUCCGAAAACUAUUGUCGAAUAUAGUAAUAAUAAAAGAGUAACUUUGCCAUGUAAAAAACGGAUAAGGCUCUCGUUCUCAAAUACUUUUGACGAUUUUCACCGGAAUGCGAUACGUAGACAUGUACAUUAAUUUUGAUUUAAAAAACAGAUCUCUACAGUCGACAAAAUAUAUAUUGUUUUUAGUAAUGAUGAUACUAUUCCACUAAUUUCAAGAACAAAUUUAUUUAGAAUUCUAAAAUUGAUGGAUUUCGAGUACACUAAAGCGUUGUGGCGAAAAAAAUAUUUGGAAGAUUUGAAAAAAUAUCGCAAAGAGAGACGGCACGCUAAUUACUUAGAUGAGAUAAAGGUCAAUGCGUACGAGUGCACAAACAAAACAUGGGUCAACCAAACUUCACCGUGACACAUUCCUACGAGGUUUAACGACGGGUUCCAAAAAUCCAUCAGGUAAAGGGAGGGUUCUCUACAUUGGGUCUGAAGACGGCUUCCUGUUAGGUGGUUUAAUAUGUUUUGAAUCGAAAAAAAUUGCAUUGAUUAUCACGAUGAAAUGAACGGAGAUACAUUUUAUGAAUGAAUGGAAAGUAUUUUACCACGUUUGAAAUAAAAUUGUAUUAUUGUUAUGGACAAUGCUUCUUACCAUUCUGUUAACAGAGACUUUAAAGUCUACCCUAGAAGGUAAAGGCCAAGUAAUGGCCAUGGUUAUAUCACACAUUUUGGCUAUAGUGAAUCAAAUAAAAUCACUUUACUUAAUAUAAAAUUGGCGAGCUUGCAAAAGAAAAUGGACGCACAAUCCUCAGGUUACCUCCAUACCAUUGUGAACUAACCCCCCUUGAGUUGGUGUGGUCUUUAGUAAAAAAUCACGUCAAACAAAAGAACGAUACGUGCAAAUUAGACGACGUCAAAGUAUUAUUGAAUGAAGACACCAAGAGUGUGAAUUCGGAAAUGUGGACAAAUUUCAUAACCCACACUAAAAAAGAAGAAGGCAAAUUUUGGAAAAUUGAUUUCAUUGUUGAUGACAUGCUGACCACAAAAACUCAACAAGUAUCUUUUAAUUGAUUUCAAAAAUGUUGGAUUUUUGUAAUAUAUUGGUGAUUUAAAAAAAAAAAGUAAAUAUGACAUAAUUUUUUGUAAAUAAAUCUGCUAAAAUAUUCUUCUCUAAACAUGUUGUUUAAAUUCUAUUUUCAACCUAAAAGCUACAUAUAUCUGUUUUAAGUUGUGUAAUUUUGCAGUGUUGCUCGUUAGUUUAAUAGUUGGUAUAAUAUACGCGUAUAUUACCAUGAUUUGUUUGACUAUAGGUAUUGUAGAUAUUAUGACUCGCUGUAUACAUGGCGGCGGCAAUGACGACAACGCGCUCGGCAUACGGUAUUGUACGGCUACAGUGUAUGAUCGGCGCUCAGUCGCGUAUGCGCGAACCGGUGUACUCUUAAUCGGAAUAGAAUUUAGGAUCUAAACUCCGUUCCAAAUAACAACGCACCGAGCGGUGGAAUAAUUUUAUGAAAUAGACUGUACUUGAAAAAUAUACUUAAAUAUCGUGAAGAAGGUUCGUUAAAUAAAUAAAUAAAAUUAUUAAAAUAAUAAACUUUUCUUUAAAAAUAUAGAUACCUACCUAAUUAUUCCAAAUUAUUUAUAAAGCUUAAUUGCGCCAUAGAUAUUAGGUGUACUGCUUAUAUGUAGUUAUAUAUAGGUUUACAAGUAAUGAGGCCUAAAUUACUACCUACAUACAUUCAUAAAUACCUAUGAAGUAAUAUUAUUGUUUAGUAAUGAAUAUCUAUAAUUAUUAUUGUAUUAAAUUUUUUUUUUUUUUUUACGAAUAAAUACAAAUUAAGGAGAAAGUUUUUCACACAUAUCAUCGGCUCCUCUUGGUAAGUUAUGAAGUUAUUAGUAUACUCCAUCAACUCGGGGGCUAUGCCGUCUUAUAUGAAAAAAAAAUAGGGGUUACGAUUCGUAAAAGAUUGUAACACUGAUAUAUACAAUACCUAAUCGCAUUGUUGUUAUAUUUUUUUUUCUUCUCAGUCUCAUUGAUUCUAACUGCUCUGUAACUACUUAAAAUUAGGUACCAUUUCUAAAGUUUUCUGAAUGUACCAAAUGAAAUAUGUAUCUAUAAGGCCUAACUAUUUUAUUAGGUAACAAUGUAUUUUACCUUUGGUAGAUGGAGCACUGAAAGCACUAAAUUAUAUAUUAAUAAAUUUACCUAAGGUUAUAAUUUAUUAUUUUACUAUUUUAUUAAGAAAAUAUUUCAUCAGUUUUUAAAAUAAAUGAUUUAUUAUAAUUAAGUAUUAGGUAUUAUUUUUUAAUAUUGUAUAAUAUAUAGUUACUUGUAGAUUAUAAUAUUUAUUUUCAGGUCUUAUAUCCCCGGAAAAAUUCAAUGAACUACGAGAAGGUAGGCUCAUUUAACUAAUAUUAUUUCGUAAAAUAGAUAAAUAUUAAUAUUUAGUUACCUACCUACUAAAAUCACGAUUAUAAAUUUAUAACUAAGUACUAGUAAAAUGGGGUGAAUAUAAACACUUUUGAACUUUGAAGUAUCAUAAGAACUACUCUAUUUAGGUUACAUUGUUAAUUAAUACAUUAUAAUUUGGGUCGCUUUGAGUAUUUUAAAUGUGUGUAUUCAAAAUAAUUUUUUUUAAAACAGCUUAUUUAUAUAUGUUUUUUAAAUGCUUUGUUUAUAUUUCCCUGGAGAAUGGUAUCAAUAGAAAUAUUUAUGAUUUUGUUUAUACAUUUUUAUAUUUUACUAACUUGAAUGUUGAAUAGAAAUACAAUUUGAUAUUUUAAAAAAAUUGUACAAAUUGUAAUAAAAAAUGUUUAUAUUAGAAUAUAACAACAUUUUUAUCACGUUAUUAAAAUAAAAUAAAUUAUAAUCACACCUUUUAAUACCAUUUUAGAUUCCAAGCGUGUUGAGGGAGCUAUUGGUUUUACAAUGAUGUUUAAUAUUUUGUUUUUUUUAUUGUUUUAGUCUGUGGAUACGUUUUUUUCCUAAUAAACUUGCUUAAGUCCUUUGAUUUAAAAAAAUGGCGUCAGAAAUCUAAAAUAUAAUAAAGAUAAAUUGAACUUUCAGAAAAAGAGUUACACUUAAACAGAUCAUAACUUAAUCGGAGCAAAUUAUGAUUAAGUUAUUGCAUUAAGCAUUUUGAAAUUAAAUUUAAACGAAAAUUGCAAAAAAAAUUAUGGCACUUCAAAUUUUGUAUUACCGAACUGCGCUCGAAAUCAUCGUUCGUCAAACAAUGGUUUAUCGUUAUUUACAGUUGUAAAUGCAAUAACCUUUUGAAUCCUACCUUCCCAACUUAUCACUAUAAUUUCCAGUCUGGAUAAAGUUUUUUUUUUAAAAAAAAUGAAAUAUAUAACUAAUAAAUCUCUUAAUAAAGUUAAAUGGUAAAUGUCACAACAUUUAUUUUAUGCAUAUAUAUAUAUAUAUAUAUAUACAACAUAUGGAGGUAGAAGUUCUCUAUUACCUGCAGCAGCAAACAUUACUGAUGUAGAAGCUUUACAGCUAUUCAUGACCCGUUCAUGAUAUUUUGAAUCACGCUUUGAAAUAACUUUAAGUCAUCCAUGAUCAUCUCUUAAGUUAGUUUCAUAAUAUUUUAUUACAUGAUUAAAAGGAAUGCCAUUUAGAGAUUUGGCAAGAUUUUCAAAUUAAUUAUCUAAAGUUCCUCUAUAAAUAGCUGCUCUCGAGUGUUUGAUAUUUUCACACGCAAUACAACAAAAUGUAUAAAAUACAAGAUUAAACGAUCAAUAAUGAAUUUAAAAUCAUUAUACUUACAAAUUCCGAAAACUGACAACAAUUUUAUGCUAAUAAAAUGUUUAAAAAGAAAGACAGAAAAUAUUUACAUUAUUUACGACGAUUUAGUAAUUUGGUUUUUUUUUUCUUGAUAGAAAAGAGCAUAUGUUUAUUAUCAAUUUUAAGCGCAUGGAGGUAAAAAUAAACGUAACGUUUUGAAUUCAUCGAAUUUGUUACUGAUGUUUAUUCAAUUUAGUGAAGGUUUCAUAUUGAUAACAUGAAAACUUGAUUGUGGGGAUAUCGAUGUAAUAACUUCCCUGAUUUUGUUUCCAUUCACACCGUGUUAAAUAUAACUAGUGCAAUUUUUUCUUUUAUCACGGUUAGCGUGAUAUCGCGUGUCCGUGAUUAAGACAACUGUUGAUUUAUAAUGGUAUUGUUAGAUUAGUUACGGUUAGGUACUGCAUGACCACCUUACUGUAAACUACCUGGUUAGAUUGAUCCAAGUAUUUUUGGAAUUAAGACACCAUUUUUUAACAGUAGAUUUGUUUCUACUGCGAUGCCCUCUUAAUGACCAUAGAUCAUUUGCGCAUCUUUAUUGUUGAUUCUGCCUUUUUUGUAAGAUAGUUGAGUAUUGUUCGAUUUUUGGGUUAUGUAUCAUUUGCAUACCUAUCAAAUAUACACCUUACAUCAAAAGAUCGUACAUCAUUUGUACAUCAGCAUAUAGAAUUGAAAAAAUAAACAGAAGAACCCCCAAAAAAAAUUUGAUUUCUAAUUUUCCAACACACCAAAUAUUGAUUUUAACACUUAAUUAAUUAACCAUAUGUACUUACCAAAACUAAUUUAGACGAUUUUGACCCAAAUUUUUACAAACUUUUAGACAAAUAAUUUUUAAUUAAUUUUGACUGAUUAGUUUAUAUUAUUUUUAGGUUUUUAAACAUAAACUUUCUAUAGUCUUGAACUUAAAUUUUUUUUGAAAUUUAUUUUUCAUUAUUUAUACUACUUAUAUUAUAUAUUUCUAUUGUUCGAUAUGUUGAUGCGUAAGUGAUGUACGAUGUGGUGCAGGUGAAUGGACAAUGCGCAAAUUUUAACAGCAGUGUUAAUAUAUUAUUAUUUCUUUUCAAUGUAUAUUACUGAUCUUUAUUAAGUAUGUUAAGUUCAAAUUAUUUGUUUAUUAAAAACUCUCGAAAUACAGUCCUAUCAGAAGCAUAUACCUUAUGGCUUAUAUUGAAUGUAUUUUUUUUUUUUUUUAGGAAAAACGAUUAAAGGAGAAAAUUAUCCAACGUAUUUAAUGAGAAUACAUUUAAAUGGUAAAUGAUUAUUUUCAAACAUACAAUAUAUACAUUUAUAUAUUCCUGCAUUAGAAACUAACGUUAUGACAUUAAUUUAUAUAAAUUAUGAACAGUUUAUAUAUAACUAAUACAAUGUAUAAAAAGUGCUUUUUCCCGUCUGAUAAAAAAAAAUAAUUUUACAUGUUCGGUAUACUUGUUUUAUAAUAUUAUUCUAAGAUUUUCCGCAAUUAAAUUUUGAAUUCAUCAAUAACUAGUGGCGGAUCAGGGGGAAGGAGAUACACAUUUUUUAAUAAUUUUAUUUUACCAACAUUAAUUUUAAAAUAAAAAAUAUUUAUACUUCCAAUUUUGACUAAUUUGAGAUAUCAAAUAUUAAAUAUUUAUUUUCAUACUUCAAAAUAAACAUAAUUUUUUUUAUUGUAACAGCAUAGCUGUAGAUAAUUAAUAAUAAAAAUUCAAAUUAAACUAAAAAAAAUAUUAAAAGAACUAAAGUUUUAAUAAUAUAAUACUAUAUUACAAUAUAUAGUUAUUAUGAUACAGUAAAUUUUAAAUGUUUAAGAAUAAUAAAUGUAUAUUAUAAAUGUUAACAUUAAAUAUUAUACAAAUUAAAUAAAUAACAAAUGCAUAAAGGUAAUUAAAUUGUAAAUAUAGAACUCGAUUAAUGACAUCCAUAAUCAAUGAUAACAGCGAGCCAAUACAAAAUGUUUAACCAAAUAGCUACUCUUACUAUCUGCUAUGUUUAUGCUAUAUUUCUAUUACAACAAAUAAGCGUGAUUUUUUUCAAAAAUAUAGUGUAAAAAUCAACCGAGAGCAGGCUCGAAGGUUUUUUAUUUUAUUAUUUAUUUAUUUGUUUGUAUCACACGGUUAUACGGUUACUGGGCCUCACUGAGAAUAAUUAUGUGUUAUGUGGAUCAUUGAUAAAUAAAAAUUGUUCAUUGCGGUCAGUUUUAAAAAUCUAAAUUGUUUAAUCUUUUGCAAUUCUUCUAUUUCGUUUGGUAAUUGUGGUACCAUAUUUUAAGGGCGUUAUAAAUAUUUCAUUGAACUAGUGACAUAUUAUUGUUAGUAAUGGUUUUUAAAUUAAAUACAAUUUCAAAAAUUUCUGUUCGUAAUAUCUUAAUUAGUUUAUUAUAUAGAUUUUUCAUAGCUUUUCUCUUACAUACAUUUGAAUAAAUUUUUCUGUCUAUAUUUGGUUGAUCAUGCCCGUUAUGUUCAUUUACAAUUUCAACUAUUUCUACCAUAUUUUCCACAAAUGUAUACACUUUAGAAGUGAAAUUUCUGUUAGUAGGACGCCAUCGUAUUGAAGAAUUUUUAGAUUCAUAAACUUUUCGAAAUGUAAAAUUUUCAAAUAAUAACAAAUCUUUAUCUCUGGUAUAUUUUAUAAUUUUACUAAUAUAUUUAUCCAUUACUUAUACUUUUAUAUGUGAAAUAUGAAUGCACAUACGAUUAAUAUCGGACUAACUGUAAAUAUCAUGAUAUUUGUGCACAAUACUACUGUUCAAUAUUUUGACAAUAAAUUUAUAAUUUUCAUUAAACUCAGAUUAGUAAUCAAUUUCGUCUUUACUUAUUUUUAGUAGAACACAGCAGUAUUAUAUUUUAUCAAUACGAUAUCAGUAAAUUAUUAUCAGCUAAUAAAUUCCAACAAUUAAAAUUGAAAGUGUGGGCGUGUGGCGUGUGGUUUUCUGUCCUUGCGCAAAUUACCAAAAUUGAUUUCUAGAUAUGACACAAAAUACAUAUUAUAUUUAUAUAUUUUGACACAAAUUACAUACACACUUAAAUGUAUUGUUUAUAAUGUACGUGGCGCAAAUUACAAGUAAUAAAAUUGGCGCAAAAUACCAUCUCCCACUGUGAACGAUGGUCGACGAAUAACAAUAUCCGAUAACGCAGUUUAUUGUACAUUAUAAUAAAACUGAUAUAAAACUUAUUUUUAAUCUGUUUACACGAUAAUAUACACAAAAAAAUAAUAAUUAAUAUACGUAACUAUUUAAUGUUUUUUCGAAGACUAAAAUCUAACUAAACAAAAUUUUAAAAGCAAUCGAAAACUAUAAAAAUAAUGCUAACCUAACUAUGUAAAAUUAACUAUCAUGUAAACGUUGUUUUGAUAAAAAUCUAUAUUUAUUUAGUAUUUAGUAUAUAAUUAGAUAAAAAAUAAAGUAACAUAAAAUAACUUAUAAAUAAGUAAAAUAAAAAUAAUUUUCACGUAAUAUACGCAGGUAAAUUGGUCUGUACCCAAAACAAUUACCUUUUUUGGCGCAAAUGUGCGAUGCUCCUUAUUAUAAUGCUUAUUGGUAUUUUCUAUGAUAUUUAAUAUUAAUGAUUAAAUAAUAUUAUAAUUGUUAGAUACUUAUUUAUUUUAUUAUAUAAUACAGAGUAGGUGUUUAUAUUAUAGGAUAUGUACCGCUAAAGAAGGAUUUGUGGACGAAAGAAUAUAAUGAAUUAUAUCCAGACAAGUAAAUAUUUUGCAAUCAAUUAUUAGGGAGAUAAUAUAUAGCCACACAAGUAACGAAGAUAUCUGAAUUAAUAUGAUGGUUUUUAUCAACUGUUUAGUUAAGGAGGAUAAGGCGCCAUAUUAUAGUAAACUGUUUUAGAAUAGUAAGUACAAAUUGUAUAUUAUAUCUUUCUACGAUUAUAUCGCGGUGUCUUUUAUUUUAAUUUAUUAUGUACCUACUUAAUUAUAAUUAAUAAUAAUUAAUAGGGCUCAAAUUCAUAUGUAUUAAAAAAAAAUCAAAAUAUGUACGUGAUAAAAAAAUAAAAAAUAACUUUAUAAUUGACAAUGAAAAAUGAAAUUAAAACAGUUGAAUUUAAAUUAUUAUGAAAUUAAACCUAAUUUUUCUUAAUCUUGAUAGACACUAUAUACGUUCAUACUAAAAUUGGCAAAGUGAAAUCCUUUACGGAUUGGUCGUAGAACAGAUUUGUAUCAACUAAAGAAACGCUCGACUUCAAUCGAUGUAAUUGGUGCAAAUUUAAUAUUUGCAAAUCUGUAAUGAAUAAAAGAGUGAACUUAGUCUACAAUAUUAUCGCAUUUAUUCAAAAAUUGUUUACGUACUUUUGUAAACAUAGAAAAUUGUUUAUUAGGUUACGAUAAGUUUACACAAGUUUAGCAGCAGUGGGGAAAUAUUGUGAAAACAGAGCCCUCACUGCUGUUGGUGCAAACAGAAAAAAAAAGUUUACACAAUUAAGAAAUCCAAUCGUAUAUUAACAAAUUGUCUAAAUAUGUAGAAAAACGGAAUUAUUGAAAAAUAUGUAAACGCUUCACUUAUGUAUUUAUAUAGCCACCCGUUGUAAAAACCCUUUCACUACGGUUUAUGCAUUAAUGAGUUAACGGCAAACGAUUGAUAAGCCGUUCACUCGUUUAUAUUAAAAUCUGAUAAUUUGAAAAAAAAAAUGAUAACAGCUAAUUAAUUGUAGUUUCUUUACUUUAAUUUAUAUUAUACACAACGUUAUUUUGUUAUGACACAGAUUUAGUUUAAUUAAAGCCAAGAAAGGUUUAUAAAUAAGUAGGCUAUAGGCACAAUCUAAAUUUGUAAUCGUUUUGUUUAAUUUCAGCACUUAAUUCAGACUCAAUAUUUGGAAAUUCUCCAAGGAUCAAGACUCAAGAGAUUUUAGUGUCAUAACCUGAACUAUUAUUAAAAAAAAUAAAAAUAUAAUAUAAUAUGUAACCGCCGCUGGGUUACUUAUUUUUUUAUGUUACCUAUUGUUAUUGUAUUUUAGCUCAUAUUUUUGUUGUAAAUAAACUUUUGCGGAUUGUAUAUUUAAUAAUAAAAGAUAAAAAAAA